GUUUUCCCCCAUCACCAACAUGUGUAUAAAAAUCCUGUCUCGCAGUAUACCCCAGCUACACACGUUUUGGGAGUCUUCCUGAUAGCAACACAGAGGUCAACAACAACAACAAAAAGGACAAUAGACGGACACUGAGAGAGGAUCAUGUUUACGUUGACUCUAGCCCUUCUGGGCCUCAGUUUAGGACUGGUGGCUAAUGCUUUCCCCACACAGCGGCCUGAAAACGGGAAAAACUGGGUGGUGAUUGUCGCUGGCUCCAAUGGCUGGCACAACUACCGACACCAGGCUGAUGCUUGCCAUGCGUACCAGAUCGUCCACAGGAAUGGCAUCCCUGACGAGCAGAUUGUUGUGAUGAUGUAUGAUGAUCUGGCAGCCAAUGAGAAACAGCCAGGCCCAAGGGAUGUGACCCCUGACAACUUCCUGGCGGUGCUGAAGGGUGACUCUGCCAGUACAAAGUGGGGUACUGGAAAGGUACUGAAGAGCGGUCCCAACGAUCACGUGUUUGUGUACAUCACUGCUCACGGAGCGCCUGGUCUGCUGGCCUUCCCCGAAGAUGAGCUUUAUGCUGCCGACCUCAUGGCUGCUAUCAACUACAUGCAUGACAAGAAGAAAUACAAAAAGUCGGUGUUCUAUAUUGAUGCCUCUGGGUCAGGAUCAAUGAUGACCAAGCUGUCUGAUGACAUCGGUGUGUAUGCCACCACAGCAACCAACUCUACUGAGUUGUCCAAUGCGUGCUACUAUGAUGAGAAGAGGAACACCUUCUUGGGGGACUGGUACAGUGUUAACUGGAUGGAAAACUCUGAUGUGGAGGACAUAAGCAUGGAGACCCUAAUGACACAGUUCAAGAUCGUCCAGAGCAACACCAGCCACGUCAUGAAAUUUGGAAACGAGACUCUGGCCAAUAUGAAGGUAAUGGCUUUUCAAGGUAAUGCCAACGCCCGGCCUAACCUCCCCAUGACCCUGAAGCCUGUGGCGGACCCAGGCCUGACCAUCAGCACUGACGUCCCCCUGGAAAUCCUCAAGAGGAAUUCAUCGAACACCGACAAUAGCCUGCUCCGAUCACACGUCAAUGUGCGUGAUCAUCUGAAACAGAAGAUGCUCAAGGUGGUGACGUUGGUGACGGGCUUUGAGAGCGAGUAUCAGAAGGUUCUGAGUGAGAAGAUGGAUCUGACCCAGCACCAGUGCUACAAGACUGCUGUCACUUCUUACAAGAAACAUUGUUCCAUCUGGCAUACCACUGUGUAUGAGAAUUAUCUGCUGGACCUGUAUUUGUUGUUCAACCUGUGUGGGAAAAUAUAUCGACCAGAAUGUAUCUGGGCAACAAUAGAGAAAGUGUGUACUGAAAUAGACGAAACACCCCUCUGAAAUCAGCUUUCUACGCCCCCAGAUAGGAGGGUCUGAGAAGACCAGUCUUGUCUUUUCACUGACAAGGAAUCAAGUUUGAAUCUCUUUUUUACAUUUUUUUUUUUAUCACUACUCUCUUCUUCUAAUAGCUUUGGUUUAAAACUUGUUUUUUUUCCCCCCCGGUUUUAAUGAGACAUGUUAAAGAUGUGUUUUUAUGAUGAAUUUCACUAUAUCCCUGUGAGCGUUUAAAAAAAAAUGAUUAAAAAAUAAUGAGAAUGUUUUUUUUUUUUUUUACUGUUCUGAUUUCUAUGAACACCAAUGACAGGAGCCAGUUCACCCACUUGGUUGUCAGCUCUGCUGGAGUAGGGUGAAGUCUACCUAGUUGCUGAUCUUAUAUCAGUUCUGCUUUUUUCCCCCACUAAUGGUUAAGUUUAUGAUUUGUAGAAGGGGAAGCAGAUCCUAGAUCUGUACCUAGGAGGAACUUCACCCCUGCGCGAGACUGACCUGGAGGUUGAAUCCUACAGCAUCACAUACGAUCUGCAAGAUACCCUGAUCCUUUAAAAAACAGGAGAUUGGGUUAUGUUGACGUUGUCACACGGAUUUUGAAAUAUAACCUGGACGGUUAUAAAACAGCUAGAAAAUGAUUUCUGUGGACUAUUAUUCAUUGCUCUCGUCGUCGGUACCGUCUAUAUAUAGUCAAGGUUGUCAGAGUCAAAUAAUUGUUUGUCUUCUGUCGUGAGUCAUUUAAAAAAAAAUCAUAUUAGGAUUGUUUGAGUUAAAUGAUACAGCUGCUGUACCUGGUUUUGCUGAGGAAAGAUACAACAGACGUCUAUAUCAUCAGAUACAGUAAAGAGCUGAUGCUCUUUUUAAAGGUGACGUUUCUGAAUGGGUAUCUAGGAUACCAAAUAGACCCGUUUUAGUUUGGAAGGAGCCGGUGGAAUGCAUUGUAGGACUUGAGUUUGAGGAGCGGACUGCAGCAAUUGCAAACGAGGACAAUUUUGUAUAAAAUGUUCACUCUUGGAAAUGGAUAAAUAAAACCUCUGUUCAGACAUGUCUUUCUA
Molecule: messenger RNA, 2405 nt
Organism: Salmo salar (Atlantic salmon)
Lineage: Eukaryota; Metazoa; Chordata; Actinopteri; Salmoniformes; Salmonidae
Source: RefSeq, a predicted model, not a curated record